Molecule: messenger RNA, 3351 nt
Organism: Elgaria multicarinata webbii
Lineage: Eukaryota; Metazoa; Chordata; Lepidosauria; Squamata; Anguidae
Gene: TRAP1
Product: TNF receptor associated protein 1
Exons: 21
Coding region: 1-2808 (935 amino acids)
Biological process (GO): protein folding
Cellular component (GO): mitochondrial inner membrane
Molecular function (GO): protein kinase binding; ATP binding; ATP hydrolysis activity
Source: RefSeq, a predicted model, not a curated record
AUGAUGAAGGAGAAGGCAAACACCACCAUCAGGCACAGGAAGAGCGAGAGGAAGAAGGCCGCCGUGCGCCACCGUGAGAGCCGGCCGGCCUUUCUCAAGGGCCCCGCUUCCUUCUCAGCGCAGUUCGCUUGGCUCUCGGGCGCGUUGCACUCCUCGUUCUUGAGUAGCAUAAAGCCAUUUGAAGCCAGCCCGGCACACAACACCGCUGUGGGGACAAAGCGGCCAAAGCAAACAACACGUGUGCUGUGCGGCUCUGCCGGCAGCCUGCGCAUUCCCGGGCCCAAUGUGAAGGAAGGGCUGCUUGUUAUGGUGAAAGCCCUGGAUGGCGGAGGGCUGCGACUCCGGGGCGGGAAUCGCCCACGGGCCUCCCCGGGCUACCUGCCUGCCUGCCUGCCCGCCCGCCCGCCCGCCCGGGAAAGGGGCACCCGCGCCGCGAUCGACGGGGCCGGCUUACCACGCCUCCCUCCUCCGGGCCGCCGCGGUGGCCUCAGGCCUCUCCCAGCCGAGGACCCGGGAUUCGCGAGCGGCGGCGGCGGCGGCGGCGGCGGCGGCGGGCGCAUGCGCACUCCAGCGCCUCUUCGGCAGCGGCCGACCGGAUGUGGCGAGGCAGCCGGCCAGCGCGUGGGGAUGGCGAGGCCCGAGCUGCUGCUGCCGGUGCUGCUCCGCGGGGAGCGCCGCCGCCGCCUGGGCCUGCUCCCGCUCCUGCUCCGCGCCGGGACCGGGCGGGGAGUGGGGGGCAGGGGAGGCGGGGCUGCCGCCCUCUCCCCCCGCGCUCCGGCCUUCUGCUCCCUCGCCGCCCUGGCGCCGCCAACGCCGCCGCUCCUGCCCCUGCCGAGCUGGGCCUCCGGGCGCCGCUGCAGCACGCGGGCCGCCCCGAGCGGCGGCGAGGAGGACGCGCCGCCGCUGCACAGGCUGCUCAGCCGCCCGGAGAGCGUCCCAGGUUCCGCCUCCACGCACGAGUUCCAGGCCGAGACUCGGAAGCUGCUGGACAUCGUGGCCCGAUCCCUCUACUCGGAGAAGGAGGUAUUUAUCCGGGAGCUGAUCUCCAAUGGCAGCGAUGCGCUGGAAAAACUGCGCCAUAAAAUGUUGUCCGAAGGGAAGGAUCUGCCAGAACUGGAGAUUCAUCUUGAGACAGACUCCAAGGAGAGAACUCUCACCAUCCAGGACACGGGCGUUGGGAUGACCCAGGAGGAGCUUCUGUCUAAUCUUGGCACUAUCGCUCGAUCCGGCUCCAAGGCCUUUCUGGAUAUGCUGCAGAACCAGACCGAGGCCAGCAGUAAGAUCAUCGGCCAGUUUGGAGUGGGUUUCUAUUCAUCCUUCAUGGUGGCUGAUCGGGUGGAAGUUUUCUCGCAGUCCGCAGCGUCCGGGAGCCCCGGCUACUGCUGGCGCUCAGACGGUUCAGGGACAUUUGAGAUCUCAGAAGCUUCCGGAGUUCGAGCUGGGACCAAAAUAGUCCUCCAUCUCAAGGAGGACUGCAAAGAGUUUGCCAGUGAAGAGCGAGUCAAAGAGGUCAUCACAAAAUACAGCAACUUCAUCAGCUUUCCCCUCUACCUAAAUGGGCAGCGUGUCAACACCUUGCAGGCGCUGUGGGUGAUGGAGCCCAAGGAGAUUGGGGACUGGCAGCACAAGGAGUUCUACCGCUUCAUCGCCCAGGCGUACGACGAGCCUCGCUACGUCCUCCACUACAAGACAGACGCGCCCCUUAACAUCCGCAGCAUCUUCUACGUGCCGGAGACGAAGCCUUCCACGUUUGAUGUCAGCCGUGAGCUGGGCUCCAGCGUUGCCCUCUACAGCCGCAAGGUCCUGAUCCUGACCAAAGCCACGGAGAUCUUGCCCAAAUGGCUGCGCUUCCUGAAAGGGGUUGUGGACAGUGAGGACAUCCCCUUGAACCUCAGCCGGGAGCUGCUUCAGGAGAGCACCCUGAUCAGGAAGCUCCGGGAUGUCUUGCAGCAGAGGCUGGUUAAGUUCUUCGUCGACCAAAGUAAGAAGGACCCCAAGAAAUACGCCAAGUUCUUUGAGGACUACGGGCUCUUCAUGCGUGAGGGGAUCGUGACGAUCGCCGAGCAGGAGAUCAAGGAGGAGAUUGCCAAGCUGCUGCGCUACGAGUCUUCCGCGCUGCCAGCCGGCCAGCUGACCAGCCUCCCGGACUAUGCCGGCCGCAUGCCAGCCGGCAGCAGGAACAUCUAUUACUUGUGUGCCCCUAACCGGCACCUGGCUGAGCACUCGCCGUACUACGAAGCCAUGAAGAAGAAGGACGCCGAGGUGCUGUUCUGCUAUGAGCAGUUUGACGAACUGACCCUCCUGCACCUCCGGGAGUUUGACAAGAAGAAGCUGAUGUCCGUGGAGACAGACAUUGUCGUUGACCACUACAAAGAGGAGAAGUUUGAGGAGAGCCGCCCAGCAGAAGAGUGCCUGAGUUCUCCAGAUGCAGAGGACCUCCUGGCCUGGAUGAGGAACGCUCUUGGCUCUCGCGUGGCUACGAUCAAGGUGACCCCACGGCUGGACACGCAUCCCGCCAUGAUCACAGUGCUGGAGAUGGGUGCCGCUCGCCACUUCCUGCGCAUGCAGCAGCUGGCCAAGACCAGUGAGGAGCGGGCCCAGAUGCUGCAACCCACGCUGGAGAUAAAUACAGGGCACGCGCUGAUCAAGAAACUCAGCCAGCUGCGCUUGAGCCAGCCGGACUUGGCCCAAAUGCUGCUUGACCAGAUCUACGACAACGCCAUGAUAGCGGCAGGACUGAACGACGACCCCAGGCCAAUGGUGAACCGGCUGAAUGAGCUCCUCGCCAAAGCCCUGGAGAAGCAUUGAGGGCCACGUCCUGAGCAUGGCGCCGACACUGUCUGAGUGCGACGUUUCCGCACUGCUUGCCGGGACGCUGUUUUUCUCCAGAGAGGGGAUUUGGCCUAUGUGGCUGUCUUGACUUUUCCAGUGCAUUUGUGGAAGCGGCUUGGUGGCUCAGUCAGCAAGCGGCCCUAAGUCUGGCUUUUACCCUGCUGAAAACAGCAAACAGAUGUGCUACGUGGAAAUGUCUUUCAUUUCAUUUUAAAAUGUGCACUUUUGGAUUGCUCUGGGGGUCCCUGCGGUGCCGGUGAUUGGCUGCCAGGGUUUCCCUGAACUUCUGUGUCCGAAUUCUAGCGGCCCUUGAGGGCUGGCAGUUACUCUUCCUUUGUCUUGAAUAAAGUCUCUUUUCAGUUCUAAGACGUUCGUACUGCCCCCCCCCCCCCCGGCGUGUUUUGAGUUUGCCUGGUUCAUGGAUGGGGUGGGGAGGUGGACCUCCAGGCUGCUCCAGUCUUUGGGGGACCCACUGGAAAGUGAGUCUCCUUGAAAUCCAUGGGACUUAACUUCUAAAAA